Molecule: messenger RNA, 1846 nt
Organism: Paraphaeosphaeria sporulosa
Lineage: Eukaryota; Fungi; Ascomycota; Dothideomycetes; Pleosporales; Didymosphaeriaceae
Exons: 2
Coding region: 322-1539 (405 amino acids)
Source: RefSeq, a predicted model, not a curated record
GUGAAGCCGCUCUCCACCGUCUGCGCAGUGCAGGGCCUAGACAAGGUCAUGCUGUCGACAUGUCCGCAUGUCGCGGCUCUUGACCUUCCAUUUCCAGCCACCCGAGGCCGGCGGGCAGUGGCCCCGCCCGCUUUGUUUCUCGUCUCGUCACCGCUCGUGCUGCUCCUGCGUGCCCGCAUCUCAACACCGCUCUCUGCCCGUCUCACUCGUUCUGCGUGCUGCUUGGGGUCUGCGUUCCGACCAUGGAAUGUCCUGCGCACCGCGCUCGUCCCUCGUUUCUGUCGCGCAACACCACAGAAGUGAUUGGCUGAAAACAUAGCCAUGCUCAACAUGGACAUUAGUAGUGAUACCAAAAUCCCCUUGACGGCGAAGACGGUGCGCGCAAUCGCGCGCGCCAGCUUUCAGCAGCCGUUCGACAAGCUCGCCCGCGCCGUGUCCGAGACAAAGUGGCUCGAUUUCGACGUCAACGAUCCCGGGAGCAUUGGUACCGACCGCGCCGUAUACCGUUCUCUUUCGCGCUCCAAGCACAACCGCCUGCUGGUCGUGGGCUACUAUGCGCCGGGCUACGGCGACGAGCGACCAACAGACCGUGUCGCAGCCCACGUCCACACCGACCCUGCCGAGGUCAGGUUUUACCGCAUCAUUGAGGCCAAGGACGGCUCGCGCACACUUGAAGACGUCAAUUCCACGAGCGCCGUCGAUUUUGAUCCGCCAUUCUGCGAUGUAGGCGACGGCCAAGGCGACCACAGGGCAGGGCACAGAGUGACAGCCCUCAUCGAGUGGUUCUUUCUCGACGCCGGGCUUGUGCCAGAGCUUACGCGACCGGAUGGUGAUCCGGGCAAGUUCACCAGAAACUUUCGACAAGCCUGCAUGUGGGUAGGAAAUGACGGCAGCCAACCGGUCGAUGUCUAUCUUCGACGCUCGUCGGGUGUGAACAUAAAAGAGGAAGAAAAGGAAACUAUACCUGUGAGGCCAAAGAGGUCGUCGACCACAUCGGCUAGCUUUCGAAACUCAGCCGUGGACGAGUUCCGACUGCCGCCCAUCAAGCGCUCUGCAACUGAUACCUCGCCAGUCAAACGUCAACGCGAAGAAAACCCUCUGGCCCGGCCAACAAAACAUCGCCGGACUUUGAGCGAGCAGGUCACGCCUUUGACAAUGCACCACCACCUGAUGAAUUCUGGUUCAAAUCCACCCAGUCCUAGGACACCAACCUUGAACGAUGCGGAGCGCAUGAACAGAGCACUUGGUUCCCGAAUCAUUCACCUUCAUGAGCAAUAUCGUACUUUAAGAUCACAUUUCGAGGAGACCGGCAGCAAGCAAGCGGAUCUGAAGACUGAACUCAAGGACAUGAAAGAACGGGUCAUUCACGCCGAAUCUCGCUCUGAAGAGCUGGACCGCGAAGUAAACAGUUUGAGGACAAGACUUCAACAAGCAGAAGAAGAAGCAGCCAAGCUGCGAGCGGAAAUCCUGGCUGGCAGCAAUGGACCAAAUAGUGGAUCCAGCAAUGGGGUAGACAAGAGAGCGACAAGAAGGAGAUGACCAGGCAGUCGCGAACAACAGCCACCCAAUAACAUGUUACAGUUCUUGGAAACGUGUUAUACCCCAAGUCGCGCCCCGGUUACAUCAUAGAAUAGAAGAUUUCGGAAGUUUUCAGUGUGUGUGAAACAUAUGGUUGGACGUCGACACGAGAGCAAGGCAUGGCAUUCAUCAUUCCUGCGGAAUUUGCAUGUACGGAGUUGGGAUUGUCGCAUUCAGCGAGGCGUUAGCGUGCUUCUCCGCUGAUACCACCUACUAUAUCUGGACAUUUUGAGUCCAUGGGAUGGCAGACUUGUUCCGUAUUGAACUC